CUCACUGGCGCGAAAAACGCACUGUGUGGCUUCUAGGCUACACAUUGUGGGGCGGACCUUGUUCCUGUUGUUCGCGCCCCGGCUUUUUGUUGCUUUAAAAAAAAAAAAUACUUGAAAAAAGUACAAACAGCGUCGAUACGCCGCAUCUUUCUGUACAGGCCUACAGGAACAACUCAAAGAGUAUUGAACUCGAACAGCUUUUAUCCGCUUGAUCUCCGUGCGCCGUUGGACACUCUGCUCUUUGGCUGCCGAGGGAUUUCAGUGCCCUCAAUUUCGCUGCGGGAUUUAGCUGAAAGCCGGUUUUGCAGGACGUUCUUCAUUUGAUCACUUCUUGGAAUAAACUUGGAUUUUAUUAUCUGGAAACAUGGAGUUCGACUGUUACCAGCACUAUUUUUUCAACGAUUUUGACACAGAGGAGGAUUUCUACAAGUCGACCGCACCGAGCGAGGACAUAUGGAAAAAGUUCGAGCUGCUGCCCACCCCUCCCAUGUCUCCCACCCGGACUCUAAGCACUGGUUCUCUGCAACUCUCACCGGGAGACAAGCUCAGCUGGCUGUCCAAAGUCCUUGGUCAGGACGAGGAGUACGAGGGGCAGUUCAUCCCCGACACGGAGGAGCUGUUCGGUAACCUCAGCUCCAUCAUCAUCCAGGACUGCAUGUGGAGUAGUUUCUCUGCCAGCAAGCAGCUGGAGAAGGUCAACGGGAGAGUGUCAGCUUCGGCACAGACCGGUGUUCCCCCGGUGGCCCAGAUCGCCAUGAGACCCAGCAAAGCGCAAUGCGUCUCUCCCGGUGGCCCGCUCGCCGCCUCGGCGACAGACUGCGUCGACCCCGCGGCUGUUCUCACCAUCCCGUCAAGCAGCUGCAGGAGGCCGGCGUCUUCUGGCUCCGAGUCUCGCUCUGAUUCCUCCGAUGAUGAUGAUGAUGAUGAUGAAGAAGAGAUCGACGUGGUCACUGUGGAGAGUAAGCAGAACCGGGUGCGGCUGGUGAAUGUCAGAAAACCAGUGACCAUCACGGUGCGGGCCGACCCCUGCCCCAAACGCUUCCACAUGUCUGUCCACCGGCAGCAGCACAACUACGCUGCCCGCUCCCCAGACAGCGAGCCAGAACCUGAUGACGAGGAGGAGGAGGAGGAAGAUUACGAGGAGGAGUAUGAGGAAGAGCCUCAAAGCAAGCGCACCUGCACAGCAUCCAGUCAGCAGCCCGGCUGUUCGGCCCGUGUCCCCCAGCCCACCUCCUCAGAGUCUCCCCAAACCUCGGACACAGAGGACACAGACCGCAGGCGGAACCACAACUUCCUUGAGAGAAAGAGGAGGAAUGAUCUCCGGUCCCGCUUCCUCGCCCUGCGGGAUGAGAUCCCCGGCCUGGAGUCAGCCAAGACCCCAAAGGUGGCCAUCCUGACCCAUGCUACAGAGUACCUCAUGGAGCUGCACACCAAGGAGAAACGGCAGCUCCAGGAGAAGAAACGCCUCCGAACCCGACAACAGCAACUUCUACGCCGAUUAUCUGAACUGAAGCACUCAUGAGACACAAACAAGUGUGCUUUUGAAAUGACCUGCCUCAUUCACAGUCUGGAACUUUUCCUCUCAAGUUACCUGUCACUUUUUGAAAAGCUACAGUUUUUAUAUAACAACACGCUCCAUGUAAAUAACUGUAUUUUAUCUGGAAUACGAUAUUGCUGUGUGAUUCCUAUGCAUUGACUGUGCUUACCAGUGAACCUGAUACGGGGAGGAGCAGAUGGUGUGCUGUUUUAUUUUUUCUUUCUUUGCACAGUGUUUUUAGUUGAGAACAGGGGUAAUGUAAUUAAUUUUUCUAGCUAUGACCAAGAUAAUUCCUGGUAUGCUGUGACGGGAAAAACUUUUAAUAGUUUACCAGUGUGAUAGUGGAUAUUUGUAGCCUUCAGGUGUAGAAAUUGGUUGAGAGGUCUUCAUUUCAUCAUUGCACACACGUGUGAAUGCUUUUCCUUUACAUAUGAGUGAGAAUGAGUCACUUCCUGGUUUGUUUUGAUUGUUUGAUGUACAGAUUGUUCUGUAAAUAAUAGCUUAUCACUCCUGAUGAAGGAGAUUAAUGGGCUUUGCUCCUUCUAUGACGUGCCACCAGGCAUCGAGGAACUCCUAUUUUGUUAAGAAAAUAUGAAAAAUCAGCAGAAAGAGGAAAAAAAUAGCACUGUACUGUACUUUAUAUUCACAUGUCACUUUGUGAUUUCAAUGCUAUCCUGACUUUGGUUGAUUUGUAAAGCAUGGUAACAUCAAAAGCAACAUUAAAUUUUUAUACCACAUUUGCAUAUAAA
Micropterus salmoides (largemouth bass) is the source of this 2286-nucleotide messenger RNA. RefSeq names its product protein L-Myc-1b-like. The transcript is spliced from 3 exons. NCBI's taxonomy places the organism in Eukaryota, Metazoa, Chordata, Actinopteri, Centrarchiformes, Centrarchidae. The coding region runs from base 365 to 1522 and encodes 385 amino acids. Gene Ontology annotation, molecular function: protein dimerization activity; RNA polymerase II cis-regulatory region sequence-specific DNA binding; DNA-binding transcription factor activity, RNA polymerase II-specific. Gene Ontology annotation, biological process: regulation of transcription by RNA polymerase II. The record is from RefSeq and is a predicted model, not a curated record.